AUGGCAUCGACGAUUUUGAAAAAUUCUUGCGUUAAAUGCAAAAAAACAAAACAUACAGUGAAAUGUGGUGGAUGUUCUCAAGAUUUUUGCCUCAAUCAUAUGAAUGAACAUCAUAAUGAAUUGAGCGAACAGUUAGGCACAAUUGAAGAUCAAUUUAACGAGUUCAAUAUUGAAAUUGAUGGACAAAAAGCUGAUCCACAAAAACAUGGAUUAAUGAAACAAAUUGAUGAGUGGGAACUCGAAUCAAUCGAAAAGAUUCGACAAACGGCAAAUAAAGCUCGUCGAGAACUCUCAUGGUGUAUGAGCAGGUUCGUCACCGACAUGAAUGUAAAAUUAAAACAAUUGAACGAACAAAUCACUCAAUGUCGUAAACAGGAAGAUUUUUCUGACCCAGACAUUCAGUUUUUCAAUGAAAAACUUGAAAGAUUAAAAGAGACGCUCAACAAACCACCAUAUUUCAAAGUUGAACAAUAUUCAACCUCUUUCAUCAGUAAAAUUCAUCUUGCAGUGGAAGGUAAAUAA
Molecule: messenger RNA, 522 nt
Organism: Rotaria sp. Silwood2
Lineage: Eukaryota; Metazoa; Rotifera; Eurotatoria; Philodinida; Philodinidae
Source: the annotation of a GenBank genome assembly